AUGGCUACCCUAAACUCCCUAAAGGAGGCAUUGAAGCAGAAAGCCACAGCAACGCCGUCCUUGAAACAGUCGUUGUCCGACACACAGUACAGCGCUGGCUUCGAUAUCUUGGCCCGGGGAUCAGAAUAUCAAGACUUCAUUAUUCCUCAACUAUCCCAGCUGCUAGACCCGCUCCUUAACUCGCGGGUCCGUAUUUCGGUGCUAGAGAUUGGACCUGGCCCAAAGAGCGUGCUUGGAUAUCUGCCCCGCGGUCUAAGACAGAAAAUCAAGAGUUACGCUGCCUUCGAGCCUAACGACUUGUUUGCUACAAGGGUGCAAGAAUGGCUUUGUCCUUCUUUGGAGACAGAGUCCCCGCUGCCCUGUCUGGCAGGCCCACCCGACAUCCAUCGAAUGCCAUUCGUCCUGAACAGCGACAUAGGACGCGGUGGCAGUAUCAGUACGAGUACUAGUGGUGAAAAGUUUGAUCUUAUCUUAUUCUGUCAUAGUCUGUACGGCAUGAAGCCCAGAGACAAGUUCAUUGAACAGGCACUGGACAUGCUUGUUGAGGCGCCCCAAGGCGGGAUGGUGGUAGUUUUUCAUCGCGAAGGGACCCUGCGUCUCAACAGAUUAGUGUGCCAUCGAACAGCUUGCUUCCCUGCCGGGAUUGUUCGCGUGAGAGAUGACGACGAAGUGCUGGACAACUUCGCUUCCUUCGUCGCGGGGUUUGUCAUGCAGGAUACAGAGGCGAACAAGGCUAUCCGAGUCGAGUGGCGAAAGGUGUGCCGCGCCUUGGGCUAUCAUGAAGAGGCUUACCCACACCAUCUCCUAUUUAACUCUCCCAACGUCAUGGCGGCCUUUACCAAACAUGCGACCUCGUUGCCGGAGUUAACGGCACGGGUACCGUUGGUGAAGGAUAAGAUUGUUAAGAACCGAGAGGCUUGCCUCCACGGUUCCGCUUCAAUUGUUAGGCCCACAGAGGUAUGGCAUGUUCAGCAGUGCGUUCAAUGGGCUCUGAAGCACAAUGUCAGUCUGACUGUCGUUGGCGGGGGUCACAGCGGCCACUGCCUAUGGCCCAACGUCGUCUCGGUCGAUAUGAGCGCUUUUGACCAAAUACACAUUCUCUCGGCUGGGAAAGAUGGAGAAUCCAGUUCUGAAUCCGAUUCCUUGGUUAUCGUUGAGGCCGGCUGCAAAACGGGGGAUAUCGUCCGCAAAACCAUGGCGGCUGGCCUAACCGUACCCCUGGGGGCCCGCCCAAGCGUAGGUGCGGGACUAUGGCUACAGGGCGGUAUUGGGCACCUGGCUAGGUUAUAUGGGCUCGCGUGCGACGCCAUCAUCGGUGCCGUGGUGGUCAGUGUCGACUCAAGCGAGGUUCUCUGCAUUGGCCGUGUACCAAGCAAACACCGCCCAGCCGGUGCCGUGCGCCCAAAAAACGACCUUGAUCUAUUAUGGGCAAUCAAAGGCGCUGGGACCAACUUUGGCAUCAUAGUCAGUGUUACCUUCAAGGCAUAUGUGGCUCCGGUCCACUUCGUUCGAAGCUGGGUUAUCCCGUUGCGUGACGACCUCGAGGCGCGGCGCAGACUGAGCGAUUUUGAUGAUCUCAUCGCCAGCAAGCUCCCACGCAACUGUUCUGCAGAUGCGUAUCUGUACUGGGAAUAUGAUCAGCUGCAUCUUGGCGUGACCAUGUUCGAAUCUUCCACGACUAGGCUUAUAUCUGAAACAUCCACGUCCACGCUCGCACCUGUGGACGCAGGCACAAUCUUCGGGAUCGAAGGCAAUUUCGAUAUUGUGGACGGCGUCGGUUUGUUCGAGGCCGAGAUGUACAUGUCCCAGAUGCACGGCGGACACGGCGGCUGCAAGACCUCUGCGUUCAAGCGAUGUUUAUUCUUAAAAGGUAUCGGAGCAGUGGAUGUCGCCAACACUUUAGCGACGGCCGUUAAGACUCGUCCUUCGCCAUUCUGCUAUGUCCAUCUGCUUCACGGUGGUGGAGCGGUCAGUGAUGUGGCGGCUGAUGCCACUGCUUUCGGUUGUCGAGACUGGGAUUUCGCCUGCGUGAUAACUGGUGUCUGGCUGCGCGAGCAAGACGGCACCGAGAUCGCCCAAGCUGCCGAGCGGUGGGUAUACAACGUUGCCAGGGACUUGUUGCCCUUUAGCAGCGGAGUUUACAGCGCAGACCUUGGGCCGGAUCCCAGAGACGCCAUCCUGGCGGAAAAGGCUUUUGGGCCGAACCGGCCGCGCCUGGCCCGUCUCAAGCACUGUUCGGACCCGCAUAACGUACUGGCUUACGCCUGUCCACUCCCGAAAACGCCGGUGGAGCAGAGGCUCAUCAUUCUUGUCACGGGUGACAGCUGCGCCGGCAAGGACUAUUGUGCCGAUAUCUGGGUCUCCACGUUCCUCUCUUACACCCAUAAAUCCCUCACGGCGCGUGUAGUCAGCAUUAGCGAUGCGACUAAACGAGAAUAUGCGACGGCCACUGGUGCCGACUUGAGCCGUCUGCUCUCGGACCGUACCUACAAGGAGCAGCACCGGCCAGCAUUGACGGCAUUUUUCCAGGAACAGGUGCGCCAUCGACCUCGGCUGCCAGAGGAGCAUUUCCUGAGUGUGGUGGACGGCGCUUCAGAUGUGGACGUGCUGCUAAUCACCGGGAUGCGAGAUGAGGCGCCGGUAGCAGCCUUUUCGCAUUUGGUGCCAGACGUCAGACUGCUCGAAGUUCGCGUUCAAGUUACCGAAGAGACGCGGCGGGCUCGCGGAGGGUGCCACGGCGGCGAUGACGAUGGUAACAACAAGGACAACGACAAUGGCAGGUUGAAUCAAAAGGCCGUGGAGUACCGCCCCUGUCUUAUCUUCCACAAUGAUACGACCGGAGUAAAGGCGGCCAAAAGGUUUGCCGAACACUAUCUGCUUCCCUUCUGCCACCAAGACCUGCAACGACUGGCCAACGUGGUGCGCCAGGUACCCGACUUUCCACGCCCGGGCAUCGAGUUCCGCCAUGUGCUCGACAUUUCCCAGCAGCCAGGUGGAUUGACUCUGUGCACAUCUCUGCUGCAGUCUCACUUUACCGGUGACUGGGGCAAAGUCGAUGUAAUAGCGUGUUGCGAGGUCGGCGGCUUCGUCUAUGCAUCGGCGCUAGCCUCACGGGUUGAUAUACCCUUGGCGUUGAUUCGCGAAGCCGGUAAGCUUCCCCCACCCACCCUUUCAGUCGUCAAGUCUCCAUCGAAUGUAUCGUCUUCAGCAUCCAACGGUUUGAAAGAGAAGAGCAUCGAGAUGGCCCGGAAUUUGAUCCCCAGAGGCGCGUCAGUGGUGGUGGUGGACGAUGUGCUCGCCACGGGGAACACACUGUGUGCGGUACUGCAGCUCUUAGAUAAAGCUGGCAUCGGUGCGCAAGAUAUUAGCGUCAUGGUCGUGGCCGAGUUCCCUGUUCACCGUGGCCGGGACUUUUUUGCGACGGCGUGGCUUUGGGGGAGUCAAGAUUCAAAGUCUUUUGGUCUUUGA
Molecule: messenger RNA, 3468 nt
Organism: Aspergillus nomiae NRRL 13137
Lineage: Eukaryota; Fungi; Ascomycota; Eurotiomycetes; Eurotiales; Aspergillaceae
Product: phosphoribosyl transferase domain protein
Exons: 1
Coding region: 1-3468 (1155 amino acids)
Biological process (GO): cholesterol biosynthetic process
Cellular component (GO): cytoplasm
Molecular function (GO): FAD binding; phosphomevalonate kinase activity
Source: RefSeq, a predicted model, not a curated record